UUUUACUUUCCACUGAUUUCAGUGCUGAGCCUCUGUAGAAAUUUGUGAUGGCAUCCGCUAUGGUGAAUCGAGGUGGUUCUAGGAUCAUCAAAUCAGUGUCUGCAGCUCUUGGUACGAGGUUUUACGCCAAGGUUGCAACAGGGACUGACAUAGUCUCUGCCGCACCUAAUGUUUCUCUCCAGAAAGCUCGUACCUGGGACGAGGGCCUGGCUUCCAAGUUCUCCACCACUACUCUCAAAGACAUCUUCAAGGACAAGAAAGUUGUCAUCUUUGGGCUCCCGGGUGCAUACACGGGAGUUUGUUCAAACAAACACGUUCCUCCUUACAAGGAGAAUAUUGAUAAGUUUAAGGCUAAGGGGAUAGAUUCUGUUAUUUGUGUGGCUAUUAAUGAUCCGUACACUAUGAAUGCGUGGGCUGAGAAGCUUCAAGCCAAAGAUGCUAUUGAGUUUUAUGGGGACUUUGAUGGGAGCUUUCACAAAAGUUUGGAAUUAGUUACUGAUCUCUCUGGUGCAUUGCUUGGAACUCGAUCUGAAAGAUGGUCAGCAUAUGUGGUAGAUGGAAAGGUUAAGGUUCUUAAUGUUGAAGAAGCUCCAUCUGAUGUUAAAGUUUCUGGUGCAGAUACCAUUUUGGGACAGAUUUGAAGUUUCUGUUGGUUUGCAUGUAGGUAGUAAUAAGUUUUCAAUAAAAUGUACCUGAUACUUCCACCUGAUUCAAUGUUUUGACUCAGAUUUUUUGUUGAGUUUUGGACUUCUUUCUGUUGUAACUGGUAACUACUCCUUUCUUCCCUGGAUGCAUGGUUAUUUGGUUGAACGCAAUCAAGCUGUAAGGAAAAUUUUGGUUCUCUUUAAAUGACUGUACUUAAAUUUUAA
Molecule: messenger RNA, 869 nt
Organism: Glycine soja
Lineage: Eukaryota; Viridiplantae; Streptophyta; Magnoliopsida; Fabales; Fabaceae
Product: peroxiredoxin-2F, mitochondrial-like
Exons: 5
Coding region: 48-641 (197 amino acids)
Biological process (GO): cellular response to oxidative stress; hydrogen peroxide catabolic process; cell redox homeostasis
Cellular component (GO): cytoplasm; mitochondrion
Molecular function (GO): thioredoxin peroxidase activity
Source: RefSeq, a predicted model, not a curated record